This is a messenger RNA of Rotaria socialis, 792 nucleotides long. The record is from the annotation of a GenBank genome assembly. NCBI's taxonomy places the organism in Eukaryota, Metazoa, Rotifera, Eurotatoria, Philodinida, Philodinidae.
AUGCCACUCACACUUCACUUCUAUCUUCUUGGUUACAUUAGUCCAGCUUCGCCAAUCUAUUGUACAUGGUGGACGGCUUUCGAAUACACUAGCUUCGUAAGCAGUGCAUUUUUGUUGGCUGCAAUUUCUGUUCAACGACACAUGCUCAUUUUUAAUGGACCUUUCCUGAAGAAACCUUGGAUGCGAACACUACUACAUGAUCUACCACUCAUUCUUUGUCUCAUUUAUCCGGUUUUAUUCUAUCUGUUCGCCAUUAUACUUUACCCAUGCGAUGGAACUCAAUGGGAUUAUACGAACAAUGGGUGUGGGUUCGCUGAUUGCUAUUUUGCAUUUGAUAAAGUACUGGGUACAUUCGACAUGCUGGUUAAUAGCGCGACACCUGUCAUUAUUGAUAUUACUGCGAAUGUUAUCUUAAUCAUACGAGUAGCAAGACAGAAGCGACGUUUACAACAAUCGGUAGCAUGGCGACAACAACGACGGAUGAUAUUACAACUGUUUUGCUUAUCGGGUCUAUUCUUCGUAGCAUGGAUGCCGGGUGUUAUCAUUAUGCUUGUUCAAAUGCUUUACGACCCAAUGUUUCUUCUUGAGAUUCAAAUGGAUUACCUUUUUGAUCUUAUCGACGUAGAAUAUGUUUUCCUUCCUUGGGUAUCUCUCGCAUUCUUUCCUGAGCUGAACAAAUGGAUGAAGAAGGUAUUUUCGUGUCGGCCGGCAAUUAAUCAAGUUGGAACAAGUCGACAACAACAAUUGGAUUCCAAGCCUGUGAGAGUAGUGAAUCAUUCAGCCAUGAAUUAG